AUCGAUCUGACGGCGCACCAGCAGGCGCCUCGCUCGCUCUCGCACCGCAGCCCUGCCUUUAAUGCCGGUUCGUCGCGGUCCGAGCGAAUAUCUGCUGGCGAACAAUUUGCCCGCCUCUGGUAAACACACGCUGCUCACGAAGAACGUCCGCCGCUGCGUACCGUGCAUGUCACCAGGACCAAACUGUCGCCGAUUAAUUAGCAAUCAGCAGCGAGUGCUGGGGCGACCGGCUGAAUCAUGGCUUGCGACGGGAUGCUCGUCAAUGCGCCUGACGAAGGCGCGGUGCCGAGCACGGGAGCGCACGACGCGCACUCGGCGCACCGUCAUUCGACGGUGAGCAAAAGGGCCCGUCUCAGUUUUGGCCGACGUCUGUUGUCGCGGCUCCGAGUUGAAAAAAUCGAGGGUGGUCUCAUGGUGGCCGGCGUGUUGGUGGCCGCCAACUGCAGGGUGGCCCUGCCCGUGUUUGGCUUCCUCUUCCUGCUGGCCGGCGCCGUUCUCACAGCGGCCGCCUACCGCGGCCAGGAGAGUGACGAGGAGGCCACAACCUAUGUUGAACGCGUUGAAAUGACUGAAAAUUCACGUGUCCUGGGUCCUGCCUGUCUUGUUGUAGGAGGACUCAUGCUCUUAGCGGGUGUCUUUUUGUGCACUUUGACUCGCAGAGCACAGCGUCAGGAACGUCAGCGCCGCGUGGGCUUCCACUGCCCCAUCCACGGCGACUUCUACCCCGCAAACUUGAAAGACUCGGAUCUGAUUGCGGACGACGAUGAAGAGAGCACCUGGUCAUGUUGGAGACACCGCAGUAGAGAGGAUGAUGAAGAGGCUCUUGGCCCUCGCCUGAGGGCGGACAGCGUCAUCAACCCUCAACAGGCGCCCUUGUGUCCACAUAGCUCGCACACCAGUGCCCGAAGCAGCCUUUGCUCGCCGUGGACGAACAACCAGCCGACAAGCAAGGAAGUUGUGGUCACAGCUAGUCCUUGCCCCACACCACAACCCUUUCUGGUGCCAUCAGGUUCAAUCAGCAGUGGAUUGGUUCCGACGGCCCGACUUUCUCCGGAUCAGACUUUUGGCUCCAUCAGGUCGCUGAGCAUCACAAGAGAAGUCGCCAGUUUUCCAAUGUCACGCACACCAUCGCCUCCACCACCAAGGGCAGCUCUUGAAAGGUGUAUAAUGGCUGAGAUUGCCUCCCCGACAACCGUGCCAGCCAUUCCACCCCCAAGGCCCCCACCCCCAACCAUCCGAAUGGUGGCUCCUGCUAGCGAAUCUUCAGUAGGAUGACCAGCUCGCGUUGGCACCCUGACUAGGCCGCGUCCGCAACAGUCCUAGCUAAUGGUGGUGCAGGUGCACCGGACAAAACACUUGGGACAUCGGGUGUAAGUUGUAGUGUCUGGUGUGUGAUUUUUUUUAACCGCAGUGAUUUAAACAAAGACUGCCUUCGUCCUUUGCUCGAACGAACAGUGAGAAAAAAAUCCCUUUUGGAUUUUAGCUGGAUAUAAGGAAGUGAGAAAGAGAAAAAUUACCUCGUAAUUGUGAAUAAACUUGUUGCCGAAACUCGGCAACAUUUUUAACUUUUAGGUUUCAUUUUAAGCAAUUUUAUCAUACAAAUGAGUCGAUCUAAAAAGUGACCUAUUGUAUUUUCUUUUCAAUUUUCCCAUGCUUGAAGAUAAUCCUUUUUGUAAAAAUUAAAAUGCUUUAGAGCCAGGGCAUCAAAAUGUUGCUUAACUGUUUGAUGAGCAAUGACUAAAUAAAAAUGAGUGCAUGGUAGUUAAAUGAGGUAGAUUUUACAUUGAGAAGGAGGCAAAUGAUCGAACAAGUUCUAAACUGCUGUUUAAUAUCAAAUAUAUAAAAAUCAAUCCCCCUCUGUCUAGUGAGCCUUUACUUAUUGUUAGCUUGUAAAAAGUUGAUGUGAUAAAAGCAGAAACAAGUUCUCCAAAAAUCAUAAGAUUAAAUCUUUUAGAAGAAAACAUGGUAAAAAUGAGAAAAGAAGAAUAUAAAAGAAUAUUGCUUAAUGUAAAAUUGCUGUCAAUAAAAUAUGAAACAAAAUUGUGUAGUU
This is a messenger RNA of Neocloeon triangulifer, 2050 nucleotides long. RefSeq lists its product as uncharacterized. Bases 238 to 1275 code for a protein of 345 amino acids. The record is from RefSeq and is a predicted model, not a curated record. NCBI's taxonomy places the organism in Eukaryota, Metazoa, Arthropoda, Insecta, Ephemeroptera, Baetidae. The transcript has 5 exons.